Messenger RNA from Vicia faba (fava bean), 534 nucleotides. NCBI's taxonomy places the organism in Eukaryota, Viridiplantae, Streptophyta, Magnoliopsida, Fabales, Fabaceae. The record is from the annotation of a GenBank genome assembly.
AUGCAUGUUUACGAGUUUCUCUUUCUUUCUGUAUGCAAUUCUGCAUUUUCCGACGACUUGAUCAGAGACUGUUCGAUGCAUCUUCCGGAGACUUUCGAUGCAUCUUCCAGUCACUGUUCGUUGCGCCUUCCGGUGACUGUUCGAUGCAUCUUCCAGUCACUGUUUGAUGCAUCUUCCGUUACGUUUUUAUGCGUCUUGGUUUGUUUCUUGUUUCUUCCCGAUUUUACAUUUACGUCUUCCGACUUAUAUACUCCGCAAAUAAACUUGUGUUACUGUACCCUCGAGUUUGACGGUGCAUCCAGUGGAAAUUCUGGAAAAUCUGGUGAAACUGGGAAUGAGUUUGCGGGUAAUUGGAAAGUCAAUAACCUAAAUUUAAGGGACUUGCGUAAUGAGGCUUUGGACUUGAAGGAUAACUUCAAGUCAGACAGUGUUCAACAUAUUCCUAAGGGUUCUAACAGAGAAGCUGAUGCUCAAGCAAGUUGGGGCAAAAAUCUUGAAGUUGGCCAAAUUCAAGAAGACUAUUAUUACUAUUGA